Messenger RNA from Centropristis striata (black sea bass), 3832 nucleotides. Its product is annotated as T-box transcription factor TBX19-like. Gene Ontology annotation, cellular component: nucleus. The record is from RefSeq and is a predicted model, not a curated record. Lineage: Eukaryota; Metazoa; Chordata; Actinopteri; Perciformes; Serranidae. The transcript has 8 exons. Gene Ontology annotation, molecular function: DNA-binding transcription factor activity, RNA polymerase II-specific; RNA polymerase II cis-regulatory region sequence-specific DNA binding. Gene Ontology annotation, biological process: regulation of transcription by RNA polymerase II; positive regulation of DNA-templated transcription; cell fate specification.
AUGAAGGUGGAGGGGUUACAGGAGGACGGGGAGUCUGGUUCUGUGUCUUCAGCAGACCGGUCCAUCGUAACCGCCAGUGCCUCAGGUGCGGUCCGUAACGGCGGGGCGGUGUGCAGCCCCGGCUCAGCUGAACGAUGCAUGUCACGACUGCUGAGUGCGGUAGAGAGUGAGCUGCAGGCCGGCCGGGAGAAGGGCGACCCGACAGAGAGGGAGCUGAGGGUGGCGCUGGAGGACGCCGAGCUGUGGAGGAAGUUCCAGCACAUAACCAACGAGAUGAUCGUCACCAAGAACGGACGCCGGAUGUUCCCGGUCCUGAAGGUCAGCGUGUCCGGUCUGGACCCCAGCUCCAUGUACUCCUUCCUGCUGGACUUUGUGCCGGCUGACAGCUGCCGCUGGAAGUUCGUGAACGGGGAGUGGGUGGCUGCCGGGCGGGCCGAGGGCCGCGGCGAGGGGCGGGGCCAUGGUGGCAUCUACAUCCACCCAGACUCACCUAACUUUGGAGCUCACUGGAUGAAGGCAGCUGUUACCUUCAACAAGGUCAAACUCACCAACAAAGUCAACGGAGGAGGACAGAUAAUGCUGAACUCGCUCCAUAAGUACGAGCCACAGCUUCACAUCGUGUGUGUGGGCUCCCGCCACCGUCUCGUCUCCAACGUUUCCUUCAAAGAAACUCAGUUCAUCGCCGUCACCGCCUACCAGAACGAGGAGAUCACGGCUCUGAAGAUCAAAUACAACCCGUUUGCUAAAGCGUUCUUGGACGCUAAAGAGAGGAACCCAGGGGGACGAGGCUUACCGGAGUCAUCAGACAGCCGUGUUGGGAUUCAACCAUGCUGGUCGCUGUGCUCAGCCGGAGGAGGCGGAGCUUUUCCUUAUGGCAGCAGCCUCCCACUAACAACACAUCAUCACCACGGUUACAAGCACCACGGUUACCCAGGCCGACACACACCUUACCCCACCCCCUACCUGCCGCACCGCACACACUCCUCAGAAAAUACAUUAAAAUAAUCGGCGUGUCUGUCUGAAGGAGUUCAAGUGUUGUCAGACGGAUGGAGCAGCUCCUCCCCUCGCUCCACCUCCUCAGCUUCCUCUCUGUCCUCCUCCACCUCACUCCCCCUCACCAGCAGUGCUCCUUCAUCACAGGCUCAUCCUCCUCCUCCUCCUCACAGCUCCAGUCAGUAUCCCUGUCUGUGGACGGUCGGAUGCAGUGAGCUAAGCCCCACCCACUCGCCUUGCGCCGCCCUCCAUGGACCAAUCAGUGGCGAGAGCCUCAUGCAGCCGCCUGGGCACGGUCGAGUGGGCGGUACCGGGUGGCCACCUGGCCCCACCCACUCUUUCUGAGGAGGGAUGGGAUUGGCCGAAAUGGAAGUGAAGAAUACUGGUCGCCACGCGACAACUUCAACUGCUACAAAGUACUUCUGCUUAUUCAGCCUGUCGCGUUCACUGGUUACUGGUUACUAAUGAGUUCUACUGGUGGUGGCCACUGGUAAACACUGGUGGCCAGUACUUCCAUCUCUAUCUGUUGGUGAUUGGUACAAUCUACUAACAUUAGUCAUCCUGCACACAUCUCUCGUUUUGCCAACCCAUGGCAACUUUUGAAUGAUGAAAUUUUAGCAUGUGCUAAAGAGAGUGCACCAUCCAUCAGACCCAUAGACUGUAUAAAGGGGCAGGUCACAGGACAAACUAUCGCUCUCCACUGACUUUGUAUUGAAAGAAGGUGCCUUCUUGACUAUUUUGUCCGCUAGCAAAAACACAUAAAAAUGGUCAAAGCUGCUGUGUGGCUCAAUGUACUAUAACUUUAGUUUUUUCAAUCAGACGAAGCGAGAAACUGAACUUUUAAGAGGAAAAAAAAAGGAUUUGAGCUAAGAUUAGCUUGCUAAUGUAGAGCUAACAUUAGCUUGUCCUUGCCAACUUGCCCUUUCUAAAAUCAUCAAAUGAUAUGCUUGAAUCUAAAAGUUUUAAAAAGUUAACAAUAAAUAUGCUGAGUUUCAGGAUUGUCACUGUUGAUGUCUCAUUAAGCAGUUUAUAAAAACUUAGUUCUGGGUUCUUUAAACUGGUGGUAAUAUAUUCUACCACACAGCAACUUUUCACAGUUUUUCAGUGUUUUGCUGGUGAACAACAUUGUCAAGGAGUCACUUCUGUCUUUCAAUAUAAAGUCAAAGGUUUUAAUUGAUUGCACUCUGUCUCUAUGAGUGGUUUGAACUUGUUGCUUUAUCACUGUAAACUUUAUAUUUAUUAUACAUUUUUGUGUUCUUUUUUUCUCUUUUACAACCUUUAGACCCCCUGGUGUGGUUGUUUGUUACUGCAGACUCAUUUAUGUAAACACAGAUUUAUAAACACGUUUUCUCAACGGAGUUGUUUAAAAGAGAACUUGUUGUUGCCUCUACAUUUUCAUUUAGCUGCUGGCUAGAUAGCGACUUAGCUCCAUGCUUCAUGCUGCAUUGGUUACACUAAAAAAGCCCAAAAAGUUGUCACUCUUCUAGUGAAGCAAUGAGCCUUCCUACGCUGUGAAAAGAGAGUGAAGUGGGUGGAUGAAGCAUUAAGUUGUUUAAUUUGACAGAAGCUUGCUAAUUAGCAAUGCUAAUGGAAAGCUAGAUAUUAGAUAUGGGAGAGAGCCUCAUUUUCUGAACCAGUUUAGAAUGAACGUACAGAGCUAACUAGCUCACUAACUAGCAUUAGCAUCCAUGAGUGUAAGUUCUGGCAGCCAGUAAUGUUAAGUCAAGACAAGGAGUACUAGCCUAUCACAGCACAAUCUUUGUUUUCGUCAUACGAAAAUGGGCGUGGUUUUAGCUAAACUGUGUUGGAAAAACGAUAGACGCAAUCAUGUUCACUGUAAACUAAAUGAUACAAGUGUCCUGUGAUGAAACUCGUCACUGCUGGUGUUAUUUUUUAUUACAGAAUAUUUAAAUAUCAUCCUUUUGUGGUUUGAAAUAGUUUGAAGUUUGCACUGAACCUGCAGGACAACGUGGGGCUCAACAGUGACCGCCGACCUUCUGAUCCACUCUGCUUCAAUGAAGCUCAUCCAUGAGUCAGUAAAGAGUUUUAAGAACCAAACCAAGCAACAAUGAGAUCAUUCAACACCAUAAGACAUUACAUUUUUAUUUUUAAUGUAUUGUACUUUAUUCAUUCUUUCUACAUUCUUUUCUUUCUUACCUUUUUUACUUAUUAUUUAUUUGUUUUUUAAAUGUAUUUUAUUCAUUCUCUUCCACUUUCUUUUUCUUUCUUAACUUUUUAAUUUAUUUUUUUUACUUAUUUAUUUUUUCUCUCUUCCUUUCUUUUCUUUGGUUUUGAUUGUAAGUUCAGGUGGGAGGAAGAGGACACUGCUAAAAAAAAAAGGAAAAUGUUUGUAAAUACUGAUGAAAAAGAUGCCUUAUUCAAAAAUUUCACAUUAAAUAUUGUUUUUUUCAGUAAUCAGAAUCCAGAUCAGAAUGUGACGUCACUGCUGAUCUCGACACAGUUCACUGAUCUCCCACAUCAAAACCUCUAAACCCCUCCCAAACAGACUGACACUUUAAUGUUAUACUAUUAUUGUAAAUAUAUAUUAUAACAUUUUAAUGACUCCAUGUGCAGUGACACUCUUGGUGUUGUAGCGCCCCUUGCUGUUUCUCCUGCUCAUGUAUAUAUAUGUAUCUGUAGAGCCACGAAACACGUUGAUAUUUCAUUUGGAUGUAAAAAAAGGACACGACCUGUUCAGAUUCAUUGGUUAUUGUUUCUCUUCUUCAAACACAAAACGAUUUAAAAAUAAUAACCUGAUAUCAGAUAUCUGCUGCAUGAAGUUUAUUGUUGAUGAGACACAAAGACUCAUACAGAGCAGUCAGUCAAGAAAUAAUGAAAU